Messenger RNA from Cloeon dipterum, 3230 nucleotides. RefSeq names its product ventral veins lacking (gene vvl). The record is from RefSeq and is a predicted model, not a curated record. The transcript has a single exon. NCBI's taxonomy places the organism in Eukaryota, Metazoa, Arthropoda, Insecta, Ephemeroptera, Baetidae. Gene Ontology annotation, biological process: regulation of transcription by RNA polymerase II. Bases 135 to 1538 code for a protein of 467 amino acids. Gene Ontology annotation, molecular function: RNA polymerase II cis-regulatory region sequence-specific DNA binding; DNA-binding transcription factor activity, RNA polymerase II-specific.
ACACUCGGCAGUCAGUUGUCGCUGCGUCCGCUUCGCAUUCAGACGCGUCAGCAGAAGUAGUCAGUGAGGAGACAAAGUGCGGAGGACAGUGCGGACAGCGGGUCGAAGGGGAGAUGCAGUGCGGCUAGCGUAGCAUGGCCACAGCCUUCUUGUCCGGCAUCAACUGCAGUUCGCCGAGUGCCGCCGGUGUGAACGUUCUCGUGUUGGCCUCCGCGGGCGGCUCGGCGCCCGCUUCAUGCGCCUCCAGCCUCGAGCGAAGCGUCCUCGGCUCCGCAGCAGGUAUGAACAUUGUUAACGCGGCCACGGUGGCCGCGGCGGUGGCCGCCCAGCAAGGCUACGGCUCGCCAAGAGACUCGGGAGGUUCGUCCGGAUCGGGAGUGCCGACGUCGGUCGGCGGCGGCGGCGGCGAGAUGAAGUACCUGCCGCCUCAGCACCACCACCACCAUCACCACCACCCUGGCGGGCAGGCGGCCAACGGCCACCCGCUGGCCCACAACCCGUGGGCGGCGUUGCCGCCGCCCUCGGAGCACCACCACUGGGCGAUGCACCACCAGGCGAUGCAGGACGUGAAGCCGCAGCCGCCGCAGGUGCAGCAGCAGCAGGAGCUGCACCACCACCACCGGGCCGGCUCGACGGGCCCGCCGCCGCACCCUGCCCACCCUCAACACAUGGCGCCGCACCACUCGUGGCACUCGUCGGCGCACUACAUGUCGUCGGCGGCGUCCAACGGCUCGUCGCCGCUGCAGCACCCGUACAGCAUGAACGGCAUGCUGGCGGCCGCGGCGGCCGCCUCGGGGGUCGGGCCGCAACUGCACCACUCGCUCAGGGACAUGCACAACGCCAGCCCCAGCUCGAUAGGCGGGCCCGACCCGCGGCACGACCCCGAGGAGGACACGCCGACCUCGGACGACCUGGAGGCGUUCGCCAAGCAGUUCAAGCAGCGCCGCAUCAAGCUGGGCUUCACGCAGGCCGACGUCGGCCUGGCGCUCGGCACGCUCUACGGCAACGUCUUCUCGCAGACCACCAUCUGCCGGUUCGAGGCGCUGCAGCUGAGCUUCAAGAACAUGUGCAAGCUGAAGCCGCUGCUGCAGAAGUGGCUGGAGGAGGCCGACUCGACCACCGGCUCGCCGACCAGCAUCGACAAGAUCGCCGCGCAGGGCCGCAAGCGCAAGAAACGCACCAGCAUCGAGGUGAGCGUCAAGGGUGCCCUGGAGCAGCACUUCCACAAGCAGCCGAAACCGUCCGCGCAGGAGAUUUCCGCCCUGGCCGACAACCUGCAGCUCGAGAAGGAGGUGGUGCGCGUGUGGUUCUGCAACAGGCGGCAAAAGGAGAAGCGGAUGACGCCGCCCAACACCCUGGGCGGCCCCGGGCCCGACGGGCUGAUGGGCGGCGACGGCUCUCAGCAGGGGAUGCCGUCCAUGCACCACCACUACGCCGACAUGCACGGCUCGCCGCAGAUGCACACGCAGCACUCGCACAGCCCGCCCAUGUUGUCGCCCCAGCCGAUGGCCCACCAGAGCCUCGCCGCGGCCCACUAGCCCCGCGCCGCCCGCCCCGCCGCGUGGUGGGCCGCCGAGGAUGACCUGCACCAACGGGACUCGCCUCCCGUCGGUCCUCCUCCGACGGCCAUGACGCUGCACCUCUACCACCACAGGUUGCAGUAGUGUGCGUGCGGGACGGGCGCCCCCUCGGCCCUUGACCGGGUCGAGCCGAGGGCUCGGGGCCGCCCUGACCACCCCAGGGUCGGCCCCAACGAACCUAAAAAGUGAAAACGGACACUCUGAUUUUAAAAACGAGACCAACCAACUAAAAGACUCGAACGAGAGAGUUGUUAAACAGUUUUUGUGUUGUGAUCCUGCGCUGACUGGUGAUGCCCCUCGAAUAUUCAUCUCCUCUCCGAUCGAAAUAUAUACCAAAAAAAUAAUGCAAAAUGAAAAUGAAAAGUGCAGUGCAGAGCUUACGCCGCCCGCCGAGUCGUCGUCCCGCGCGGCGGCAGGCGCGGCCGCGGCGCCCGCCACGCGAGCACCGCGCUCCUCGCCAGCAGAUCAAGGUACUGAAAUGCACACUCUAGUGUUGUUUUUUCGCCCCCCUUUGACCGACAGACAAACCUGACCGCGUCGUUUUGCGCCCAACCGCCGCAAUUGGGCGCAAAACGCGAGUGAGAGCACUUUUUUCAAUAUUCAAAAACGCACACACACGCGCGUCCUGGAUUUUUUUUUCUCUAAUAUAAUUAUUAUUAUUACAUGUCGUGUGCGUGCGUCUCUUUCACUGUGAGCAGACCAACUUAAUUAGAUGCGGGACGUGUACACCAUCUGAUAUGAGAAUUAUAUACUGUCUUUAUUCUCUCAUUUCAUUUUUUUGUCAUUCCCCCAAAAACAGAUUUUGGUUUUUGUACGCCGACUGAGAAUUCAAUUGAAUAUAUACUUAAAUUAAAUAAUAACAAAAAAAAUUAUAUAGUCCAUCCUGGAAUUUCAUUCACGCACCUGAGAAAAUGUGUACGGAGGCAGGAGAAUUAUGCCGCGAAAGAUAUGAAAUUAAUUUCCACGAUUCACUGAUCCCCCGGGGCCGAUUUAAUUAUUAGAGUUCAGCACUCCCCCGCGCCGCGGGCCGAAAAAGCGGGCGUUUCGUUUUCUCCGCACUUUCUAGGCAUAAUUUGCCUGUUUUUCGUUUCUUGUCGUGGUGUACUUUUGAUAGGAUUUUCACCUGUUUAUUGAGAAAUUAUUCGUUAUAUUGUUAAUGAAAAUAUUGAUCUCAUAUGUCAUUUAAUUAAUUAACUGAGCAGUAAAGAUUGAGAGCUAUGUCGCAAACGAAUCGAAAAUUGCACUCACUGAGAUGAUUUCUGGGGCCGCCGGCGCCUUUUGUGCCUCGGAUGCAGUAUUUUUGGCCUUUCCCGUUCAGUUCACGCACGAGUCGCGAAAAGUAAAAGAAAAAAAUAAUCAUCGGUGCACAAAACGCGCGGGGCCCCGCAUUUCGAGGACAGAAAAACUAUGUGUAAAUAUUUUAUCAGUUUUGUAUAUACGCAAUCCCCUUAAUUAACACGAAAAUCGAAACAUUUACAAAUUGUGGCCUCCUUUUUUGAGAGACGGAUAAUGUUUACUCCCCCCUUAAGAUUAUGGAGAAGACGAAGAUUAUACCAAGAGUCCAAUGUUUAUAUUUAAAUGGCACCGCAACAGUGCUGAUUGUGUGAAAAAUAAUUAAAAAUAAAAUUCAGAUAAUGAUUUAAAAUAAAA